GCGCAGAGAGCCACUGUGGAAAAGUUGUGAAUGAGAGUGAGAGGCUGAGGAUCAGACUGCUGGAGUUCAGAGUGUGUGUAGAAGACAUUAGCAGCUUCAGAUCAGUCUGUAUAUUAUUACUCUAUAGACAGACCCGAGUUUAGAGAGACACAGAGAAACAGAGGCGGCUGAAUAGUGUCUGGUUUAGGCUGUUGGUCAGGAGCUCCAGUGCAGCUGUUAAUCAAGAGUUUAGUUGAGGAUAAAAGGCAGCAGUUUCGCAGCAGCAGCAUCAGGUCGAUUCUGGUCCUCCUCUUCCUUCUUGUCUCUUUGUUCCUUCGCCAUGUCCCCGGGUGAUGUCUCGGAGCAGAGCCGGAGGUUGUGUGUCUUAUCCUGGGAGCAGGUGCAGCGUUUGGACUCUAUUAUUGGAGAGCCGGUUCCCAUUCACGGACGAGGAAAUUUCCCUACGCUUUCUGUGCAGCCUCGACAAAUCGUGCAGGUUGUGCGAGAACGUCUGGAGCAGCAAGGAGUCACCGUGAGGGACGUGAGGUUGAACGGAUCUGCAGCCAGCCAUGUUCUGCACCAGGACACAGGGCUCGGCUACAAGGACUUGGACUUGAUCUUCGGAGUGUCGCUGUCUGAUGACCAGGCCUUUCGCUUGGUUAAGGACGUGGUUCUGGACAGUCUCCUCGACUUCCUUCCUGAAGGGGUCAGCAAGGAGCGCAUCACAGCACUUACCCUGAAGGAGGCCUACGUGCAGAAGCUGGUGAAGGUUUGCAACGACACCGACCGCUGGAGCCUCAUCUCCCUCUCCAACAACACCGGCAAGAAUGUGGAACUAAAGUUCGUGGACUCUCUGAGGCGGCAGUUUGAGUUCAGCGUGGACUCUUUUCAGAUAGGCUUGGACUCACUGUUGCUUUUCGACCGCUGUUCAGAAACGCCGAUGUCCGAGAGCUUCCACCCCACUGUGGUGGGGGAGAGCGUUUACGGGGACUUCGAGGAAGCUCACAGCCACCUGAGGGACAAAAUUAUCUCUACUCGCAACCCUGAGGAGAUCCGGGGCGGUGGCCUCUUGAAGUACUGUCACCUGCUGGUGCGAGGUUUCCAGCCGAGGUCAGAGGCUGAGAUGAAAUCGCUCCAGCGCUACAUGUGCUCCAGGUUUUUCAUUGACUUUCCGGACAUCGGGGAGCAGCAGAGGAAGCUGGAGUCCUACCUGCAGAACCACUUUGCUGGCAUGGAGCACAAGCGCUAUGACUGUCUAGUAAGACUCUACCACGUGGUCAACGAGAGCACGGUGUGUCUGAUGGGACACGAAAGGCGGCAGACGUUAAAUCUCAUCUCCACGCUGGCGCUGCGGGUGCUGGCCGAACAGAAUGUCAUCCCCACUGUUACCAACGUCACGUGCUACUACCAGCCCGCCCCUUAUGUACGGGAUAUUAACUUCAACAACUACUACAUAGCUCACGUGCAGCCGCUGAUUCACACCUGCAAUAACUAUAACCAGACUUGGCUGCCUUGCAACUGACCCACAAAUCCAGCACACAAGAGAAAUAACCUUUGUGUUCCGAAUGAGUGAUAAUUUAAAUGCAAGCACAGUGAAAAGUUGUUUCUCUGCUGUUUUGCUCUCAACACAAUAAAAGAUGAGAAUAAAGCAAUGGAAAACUGAAUGACUCUGAAAAACAAAGUGACUCUGAGGUGGACUAAUCAUUUACUGCUGUAUGUCUGAAAUGAGCCAAUUCUAAUGCAUAUUUCUAUUGCAUUUUCUCUGAAAUCUUUGCCGACUGGAUGUGGGACAUUUGGUCUUCAAAUGUAGCAAUUAUUAUGGCUUGGAUUCGCAGCAUUUUUUCUUGUCUGUUACCAUGUACCAGGCUAAAACGUAAACGUAAAAAGACUGGGAUUUUAAAAGGAAAAGGCUGCAUUUUUGAGGCAGCAAGUUUAGUUAUGUAUGUUUUCCUUUUUGCCUGACUGUGGUUUCAAUCAACCUCUGUUUGUCUCUUGCCGUUGUUUAAAGGACCAAAAACAUUUUAUUUUUGUUAAGAAGGGAAUGUUUAUUGUAAUUCCAAGUGCCUGAAACAAAACCGACGUACAAAAAAAGUGAGAACUGAGAACAUUUUGGCUCUCGUGAUUUUCUGUCUCCAGCAUUUAAAUGGAAAUCUUUAUUUUUCAGGGAUGGAGGCAUGUAUUUUCUUGUAAUAAAAAAAAAACACCUCACUA
Molecule: messenger RNA, 2190 nt
Organism: Astyanax mexicanus (Mexican tetra)
Lineage: Eukaryota; Metazoa; Chordata; Actinopteri; Characiformes; Acestrorhamphidae
Gene: tent5ba
Product: terminal nucleotidyltransferase 5ba
Exons: 2
Coding region: 320-1501 (393 amino acids)
Biological process (GO): mRNA stabilization
Molecular function (GO): RNA binding; poly(A) RNA polymerase activity
Source: RefSeq, a predicted model, not a curated record